This is a messenger RNA of Protopolystoma xenopodis, 240 nucleotides long. The record is from the annotation of a GenBank genome assembly. Lineage: Eukaryota; Metazoa; Platyhelminthes; Monogenea; Polystomatidea; Polystomatidae.
AUGACAGUCGCCUGCAGAAGCAGACGGCAGCAGAUGGGAUGCGUGGACAGGCACAAAAGGGGAGCAAAAGGGUGCCGGCAAAAGCGCCCAGAAGCCGCCUGCCGCGUCGCUGCAAUGGGCUUCGAGGCGAUCCGUCCGAGUCGACGGGCAGACAUGGACUCUACUGGACACAGGCAGACUUGUGGAAUGCCUCAUCCUUGCUCCGUCGUGGAGUGCACUUUCCGACUGCCGAAUCUCUGA